Molecule: messenger RNA, 1197 nt
Organism: Polistes canadensis
Lineage: Eukaryota; Metazoa; Arthropoda; Insecta; Hymenoptera; Vespidae
Product: nuclear receptor subfamily 2 group F member 6-like
Exons: 7
Coding region: 1-1197 (398 amino acids)
Biological process (GO): cell differentiation; regulation of transcription by RNA polymerase II; anatomical structure development
Molecular function (GO): zinc ion binding; RNA polymerase II cis-regulatory region sequence-specific DNA binding; nuclear receptor activity
Source: RefSeq, a predicted model, not a curated record
AUGGAAGAAAACAAUCGUACAGAAACAUUGUGCAAAGUUUGCGGUGACAAAGCAUCCGGGAAACAUUAUGGUGUUCCAAGUUGCGACGGGUGCCGUGGUUUUUUUAAACGAUCGAUCCGCAGAAAUUUAGAUUACGUUUGCAAAGAGAAUGGUCGUUGCAUCGUGGACGUUUCGAGACGUAAUCAAUGCCAAGCCUGUCGUUUUACAAAAUGUCUUCAGGUCAACAUGAAACGAGAUGGUACGCUUCGUAUCGAUGCGGUCCAACAUGAAAGGGCACCAAGAAGUACUUCAACUUUGGUAGCUGCUGCAAGAAGAACUCCAGCUGGUCUUUAUCCAGGUUUACCUCACGUUUAUCACACGACAAACAAUCCGUAUCAUCCACUUCUUUAUCCGUCAUUGUUUCCUUUCAAACCUACAAUGCCUGCUUUUGCACCAACCGUUGCACAUUUUUUACCAAGAACGUCAACAGAAUCAUUAUCGGUUAACACAGCUAAGGAAGAUGAAGUUACAAGCUCCGAAGAAGCUGCAAACGUUGAAACUAGGAUCGAACAAAAAGAACUUGUUGGUACUCGUUUGAUUCCACAAAUCAUCAGUCCAGUUUCAACGGAAUACACGAUGUCAAGUUUCUCACUUUUGCCAACGGAAAACGUUUACGAAUUCGCAGCUAAAUUGUUAUUUUUCGCGGUCAGAUGGGCUAGAAGCAUACACUCGUUUUUACAAUUACCUUAUCACGAUCAAACGAUACUCUUGGAAGAAUCUUGGAGCGAAUUGUUCGUACUUACGGCAGCCCAAUGGAAUUUCCCCGUUGAGGAAAAUAAUUUGGUACCUGCCGAUUUGUCUACGGAAAGACGUGAGAUAUUGGUAGACGAAGCUAGAAGACUCAGGGAAUUAUUAGCAAAAUGUUCUUUGCUUAGAGUGGAUCAUUCGGAAUACGCUUGCUUGAAAGCAAUCGUUUUAUUCAAGGGUGAAUCAAGAGGUCUUUGCGAAUCUGGCCGAGUAUCAGCAUUGCAAGAACAAACUGUAGCAGUUUUGUGCGAACGUGAUGCACGAAGGGUUGGUCGUUUAUUAUUACUUUUACCACCUGCAAGAGCAUUGUGUCGAUCUACCUUACACGAGCUUCUUUUCAAGCCCACAGUUGGUGACGUCAGUGUUGAAAGAUUACUCGGAGAUAUGGUCGGUGCUUUGAGGCCUACUUAA